AUGGACGCACCGGGUCGUCAGUCGUUUUCCACACAUCCUUACGCAUUUUGUCAUUUGCAUAACUGUUUUUUGUUUGCAUACGAAGAACCACAAAAACGCGCAUUUGUACAAUUACGCACAGUACAAAUCGUGGUCGUUCUCCGACUUUCUGCCCUGAAUUCGCUCGCGAUUACAUCGUUUGGAUUUUUCGGGGGAGAGGAGAGAAGUGUCUGGGAUGCCCGUAGGUGCGGCAUCCAUUUUGUCCUUGAAUUGCAUUAA
This is a messenger RNA of Opisthorchis viverrini, 258 nucleotides long. RefSeq lists its product as hypothetical. The record is from RefSeq and is a predicted model, not a curated record. The transcript has 2 exons. Bases 1 to 258 code for a protein of 85 amino acids. NCBI's taxonomy places the organism in Eukaryota, Metazoa, Platyhelminthes, Trematoda, Opisthorchiida, Opisthorchiidae.